Pyrus x bretschneideri (Chinese white pear) is the source of this 1412-nucleotide messenger RNA. Its product is annotated as KIN17-like protein. Gene Ontology annotation, cellular component: nucleus. Gene Ontology annotation, biological process: DNA replication; DNA damage response. The record is from RefSeq and is a predicted model, not a curated record. The transcript has a single exon. The coding region runs from base 142 to 1326 and encodes 394 amino acids. Gene Ontology annotation, molecular function: double-stranded DNA binding. NCBI's taxonomy places the organism in Eukaryota, Viridiplantae, Streptophyta, Magnoliopsida, Rosales, Rosaceae.
AUUUUAAAACUCUUUCGAUAUGGAAAAGGGGAGAGUCGUGAACUCGAGUGUUUGCUCCGGUUCCUAGGGUUUUAUAUUCCCAAAUUCCCCAAAUCACAAUCCCAAUUCAAAUCCCAUCCAAUUCUCUGCCCUAAAAUCCUCAUGGGAAAGAACGAUUUCCUUACACCGAAGGCAAUCGCCAAUCGAAUCAAGGCCAAGGGACUCCAGAAGCUCCGAUGGUACUGCCAGAUGUGCCAGAAGCAAUGCAGAGACGAGAACGGAUUCAAGUGCCACUGCAUGAGCGAGAGCCACCAGCGCCAGAUGCAGAUCUUCGGCGAGAACUCCAAUCGCAUCGUCGACGGUUACACCGAGGAGUUCGAGCGGAGUUUUCUUGAUUUGAUGAAGCGGAGCCACCGGUUCAGCCGUAUCGCCGCCACCGUCGUGUACAACGAGUACAUCAACGACCGCCAUCACGUGCAUAUGAAUUCCACCGAGUGGGCGACGCUGACUGAGUUCGUGAAGCAUUUGGGGAGGACUGGGAAGUGUAAGGUUGACGAGACGCCGAAGGGUUGGUUCAUUACGUAUAUUGAUCGGGAUUCCGAGACGCUUUUUAAGGAGAGGUUGAAGAACAAGCGUCUUCGGGCGGAUAUGGCGGAUGAGGAGAAGCAGGAGAGGGAGAUUAAGAAGCAGAUUGAGAGGGUUUGUCAGUCUAUGCCGGUGGGUAAUGGGUCUGAUCAGGGUUCGGAGGCUGAGGCCAAUCAGGAAGUGAAAUUGGAGCCUGGGGUUAAGAUUGGAUUUGCGCUUGGGUCCUCGAAACUGGGACCUAAAGAGAAAGGGGGGAGUGCGAAAUUGGUGUUCGAUGAGGUGGAGGAUGAGACGAAUGAGAGAAAGGUUAAGAAGGCGAAAGAUGGAAGUGGCGGUGACGCCAGAAGCUUGGCUUUGGAGGAGUUGAUGAGGGAGGAGGAGAAGAAGAAGGAGAGGAUUAAUAGGAAGGAUUAUUGGUUAUGUGAGGGAAUCGUUGUUAAAGUGAUGAGUAAAGCCUUGGCUGACAAGGGUUACUAUAAGGGAAAAGGGGUUGUGAGGAAAGUGAUUGAUAAGUAUGUUGGGGAGAUUGAAAUGCUUGAAAGCAAGCAUGUCUUGAGAGUUGACCAGGCUGAGCUUGAAACCGUGAUUCCGAAUCUUGGGUGCCUUGUGAAGAUAGUCAAUGGGGCUUACAGAGGAUCAAAUGCAAAGUUGUUGGCGGUCGACACAGAUAACUUUUGCGCUAAGGUGCAGAUAGAGAAGGGUGUGUAUGACGGUAGAGUGCUUAAAGCCGUUGAGUAUGAGGAUAUUUGUAAACUUGCGUAGUGAAUUUGGUAGAAUACUUGUCUAUGAUGACCAUCUGCAUUUCAGAUACGUUACCCUGUUUUGAAAGUCUAUUCUGAUAUUACUUA